Molecule: messenger RNA, 2642 nt
Organism: Pyrus x bretschneideri (Chinese white pear)
Lineage: Eukaryota; Viridiplantae; Streptophyta; Magnoliopsida; Rosales; Rosaceae
Product: trihelix transcription factor ASR3-like
Exons: 2
Coding region: 1062-2201 (379 amino acids)
Source: RefSeq, a predicted model, not a curated record
UCUGGGAAAUUCUAGGGUUCCGUUACUUUGUACCAAUCGCGCGCGAAAACGAAUCAAACGCAGCGUUUCUUAAAUUGAAAUGGGUUAAAGAAAUUUUGCAGCACAUAUUUAUUUCUCUUUUUAUUCUUUUUAUUUUCGAACAAACAAUAUCAUCUAUACUAAUAAUGUGUUAGCAAGAAUGUAGUUCAAAUUUAUUUUUGAUGUUAUUAGUGAAAAGAAAAUCACUAGACCAUAGUACAAAACGACAUUUUCCCAUCUUUAGAUUAAAUAUAAAUUCCAACAACGUAUGUCUUUUGCAGGGUAACGUCUACAAAUUAAACUAAUAAUUUUAGGACAGCUGCUAAUAUUUUCAUAAUUAAGUUUAUCCUUGUAUUAUGCCCAUGUAAUGAUGGUCGAAAAAAGUGAUAUCAUUUUUGCAUCUUCCCUUUGUCUCCAAACCCAGAUUUUUGCAUAUCACAAAAUUAAUAAUAUACCAAAUAAUUAAUCACCAAAAUCUUUGAUUUACUUAACAAUCGGAAAUCAUUUUCCUUACUCAAAAAGCAAAUGAGGUACACAUAUAGUGACUGUAACAAUGAUACUAAACCACGUGCCGUAACAUUAGUGGUGUGAGGAUCCUCUCCGGAUUCUCAAAUCGUUGAUGUUUAUCGUACAUCGUGCGAAUAAUUUUCGUAAGAUAUUAUUAAUAUUUAAUUUUAAAUAAAAGUAUUUAAAAUAAUUUCUGACACAUAAUAUACAAUAAACGGAUACGAUUUGAGGAUCCCCAUGAUCCUCACAAAGAGGAUCCGACAAGGAUCUUCAUUCACAUUAGUGGACAACAAACUUCUACCCUCAUUGUGUUUAACGUAUAAUUUUAAUAAAUAUAUACGUGUUACAAAAUGAUUGGAUUGGUAAUUCGAAGCAGCAGAGUUACGGUUACACUGAAUAAUUUCUCCGCUAAGAGCGCCUAUACACGUGAUGCACCUGUGACCUGUGUAAGGGGGAUGUUGCAGACAAUUAAUUCGCCAUUAGCCAGAAGAUUAGGCUGUAAAUUUUACUUAAUUUGUAGGAUUUAGUUCCAAUAUAUGGCUGUAAAUACUUAUAGGAAGAAAAGCCAUUGUCCAAAAAGCACAGUCCUCAUCUUUUGUAACCAAAACUGUGUGAUAAGAAAACCCUUUUGUCUCCUGAUGGAAUUGGAGUCUAUGAAACAUGAAGCUGCCAGUCCUAGACCUGACCAAGCUGACAAACAGCAAACGCCGGACGGGACUGGCAGCUUAGUCAGCGAAGACAAAACCAAAAUCACGAGGCACCCUCGAUGGACCCGACACGAGACCUUUGUCCUCAUAGAAGGCAAGAGGGUCGUGGAGAAUGUGGUCCAGAGGGGCCGGCGAUCUACUUCAGCGUUGGGGACAGAAAAUUUUGAACCCAAGUGGGAUUUGGUCUCGUCUUACUGCAGGCAGCGCGGCGUGAGCAGAUGGCCUGUUCAGUGCAGGAAAAGAUGGAGCAAUCUGCUUGUGGAUUUUAAGAAAAUCAGGAACUGGGAGGCACAGAUAAAGCAGGAGGCCGAGUCGUUUUGGGUGAUGAGGAAUGAUGUGCGGAGGGAGAGGAGGCUGCCUGGUUUCUUUGAUCGGGAGGUUUACAACGUGUUGGUUGGAAGGGAAGUGACUGCAAUGGAAGCCUGUCCCCUUGCAUUGUUUAUGCCGGGGCAAACAGAUGCGAAGCAUGGUGAUGGGACAGAGGACGCAGCUGCAGAGGAAGAGGAUGAGGAGGAGGGACCUGAGAAAGAUUUAAAUGGCGGUGGGGAUGAUAUGGCAGAAGAUAGAUUAAGUUCAGAUUUUGAGGAGUCUGGGCAAGACGAGACAGCCAAGAAAUCAAAGAACGAAAACCUUAUGCAAGACAGUCCAACAAAAACAGUCACAAUUCCAAUGCCUAAUUCAGGUGCGAUAAAGGAGAAACUAAGUCUAGGCUCAAAGACUUCUGGAGAAAAUGUUUAUCAGGAGAAAUGGAAGCAGAGGCGGGUGUCAACAGAUGAAAGCGAACACAGCAACAUUGACCAGCUGAUCAAAGUUCUGGAAAGGAACAGCAACAUGCUGAAUGCACAACUAGAAGCUCAUAACAUAAAUUGCCAUUUUGAGAGGGAACAAAGGAAGGAGCAAAACAACAGCAUACUCGUUGCUCUCGGCAAGGUCACAGAUGUUCUAGCAAGAAUCGCCGACAAAUUAUGAUCAACCUUUGUGGUAAAGCGAAAAACUUAGGAAGCUGCAUACACAUCUUUAUCCUAGGCUCAUUUUUACUUUCUUCUUGUACCAGUUAUUGACAUAAAGCUAUCGAAUUUAUAUCUUCUAAUCUUAAAUAGUUAAUUAGAGACGACAUCAGACUCCAUAAGAGAUACAAAGAUCAUUGUUAGCUUCGUAAACUUGAUCGUUUCAUCUGGUUACUGUUAUAAUUAGCAAAUUUUUGCCAUCUAGCUAUGCAAAUUGAAAGCAGGAUACUAAAAUUUCAGAAUAGUUUCUUGGGAUCGAUGGCAAUGAAUUUAAAUUUCAUAUGAAGAACACAAAAUUGUCAUCAUACAUAUAAGAUUGAUACAUGAACAUCUAGUAUAAAGAGAACAAAGCCAUACAUACACGAAGAGGAUGAGAUUCAUGAGAACUUACAAGUAAACGAGC